Mus pahari (shrew mouse) is the source of this 2178-nucleotide messenger RNA. It is a transcript of the gene Trim54, whose product is annotated as tripartite motif containing 54. Bases 319 to 1413 code for a protein of 364 amino acids. The transcript has 9 exons. Gene Ontology annotation, molecular function: zinc ion binding. The record is from RefSeq and is a predicted model, not a curated record. Lineage: Eukaryota; Metazoa; Chordata; Mammalia; Rodentia; Muridae.
UAGGGAGGAAGGGACAAACAGUGCUGCCCAAAGAGUGAGCAAGAGGGUGGUUUGGGGGGACAGGAGGAGAUUUUCACAGGGAGAGAUAAAGCUAUAAGCGCCUGGUGAGGGUUCUGAGCAAGGAGUGCAGACAGAGUGUCUGGAAAUAGCCAAGGGUGAGAGGAGCUGUUAGGGGAAGGGACAGGACUCUUUCAAGAGGGAGCAAUAGCUGGGAUCCCAAGAAUCCAGUCAGCCUAAACUGACCGAGGAAGGGUGCACAAGCAGGGGAGAAGGCCAGCGACAGGGCCACAGCGAGAGGCAGGCUCCAGAGCGCGCGGGAUGAACUUCACGGUGGGUUUCAAGCCGCUGCUAGGGGAUGCGCACAACAUGGACAACCUGGAGAAGCAGCUCAUUUGCCCCAUCUGCCUGGAGAUGUUCUCCAAGCCCGUGGUGAUCUUGCCCUGCCAACACAACCUGUGCCGCAAGUGUGCCAACGAUGUCUUCCAGGCCUCUAACCCUCUGUGGCAAUCCCGGGGCUCCACAACGGUGUCUUCAGGAGGACGUUUCCGAUGCCCAUCUUGUAGACACGAGGUUGUCCUGGACAGGCAUGGGGUCUAUGGCCUGCAGCGGAACCUGCUAGUGGAGAACAUCAUUGACAUCUACAAACAGGAGUCCUCCCGGCCACUGCACUCCAAGGCUGAGCAGCAUCUCAUGUGUGAGGAGCAUGAGGAUGAGAGGAUCAACAUCUACUGCCUGAGCUGUGAGGUGCCCACUUGCUCUCUCUGCAAGGUCUUUGGCGCCCACAAGGACUGUGAGGUGGCCCCUCUGCCCACCAUUUACAAACGCCAGAAGAGCGAGCUGAGCGAUGGUAUCGCAAUGCUGGUGGCGGGCAAUGACCGCGUGCAGGCAGUGAUCACGCAGAUGGAGGAGGUGUGCCAGACCAUUGAGGACAACAGCCGCAGACAGAAGCAACUGUUAAACCAGAGGUUCGAGACUCUGUGUGCGGUUUUGGAGGAGCGCAAGGGCGAACUGCUUCAAGCACUGGCCCGGGAGCAGGAGGAGAAGUUGCAGCGCGUGCGGGGCCUCAUCCGCCAGUACGGAGACCACUUGGAGGCCUCCUCGAAGCUGGUGGAGUCUGCCAUCCAGUCCAUGGAGGAGCCGCAGAUGGCUCUCUACCUCCAGCAGGCCAAGGAGCUGAUCAACAAGGUCGGGGCAAUGUCGAAGGUGGAGCUGGCAGGACGGCCGGAGCCAGGCUAUGAGAGCAUGGAGCAAUUCUCCGUGAGCGUGGAGCACGUGGCCGAAAUGUUGCGAACCAUCGACUUCCAGCCGGGCGCCGCUGGGGAUGAAGAGGAUGACGAGGUGGCUUUGGAUGGGGAGGAGGGCAAUGCAGGGCUGGAGGAGGAGCGGCUGGACGUGCCAGAAGGCCUGCACUGACCCGACUCUGAUCCAGAGCGCACACCCGCAGCGGGAGCCAAGGGAUGCUGAGGAUCUGCGCAGAGACCACCGUGCCACCCAGCUCCGCCUCCCGCCCCCGGGAAGGUUCUCAAUAAAGGACUCAUGUGUCCCACGUCCUCGGCUCCUUUUGCUGCCCACUCCUAGGCUCAGCUAUAGAAGCAACCUCGCCAUCGCUCUACCCUUUCUCAACCCCAGACUAUCUGAAGGGACGGAGGCGAAAUAGUCCCUCGUGGGCACCCCCUUUACACUAGAGGUUGCCUCCUAAGCCGGAGACCCUGAAAGGGUAUCAAACCUCGGAGUUCCGGGAUUUGGAGGGUUGGGGGAAGGGCUCCCAGGAAUUUAAUAGGCUUCCUCUCCUAUCUCACUUAGCAUGCUUGUCUCUCCUACCGGCCUGUAGAGCGCCACUUUCCCAAAAGUUCUUACCCUAUUGUAGUUGCCGGUGCCCUCUCAUCCCUAUGACAGAAGAUAGAGGCUAAGCUCUUGGGCAGUUUUAUUAAAAAAUAACCAGAGUAUUCAGGGUGACUCUGGGCAGCGCUGCACCGCGGGAUUGAGACAGCUCCAGUUGUGCGCGUUCCAGCCCCGGGGUAGGUAGGGGAAAGGGUCAAGGCUUUCGUGACCCCAUACGGGGCCGAUCACUUGCCCACCGAAUCGAAUAUGAUGCGGUUCUGCUCUGCGCGCUCGCGCUGGCUCUGUGUCCGAGCUAGCUCCAGCAGGGUCCGCAGCAGGUGAAAGGUGAGGUCGAUG